UGUAAUCAAACUUAGAGCGCGAUCUAGAGCAGGCAUGUUUUUUAGGUUGCUCAAUCGAGCUCAGGAUCUCUGAUCAUCCCACUCAAGCAAACAUGGCGGACAAGGAUCCAUUCAGGCAGCUGAAAGACCUAUCUCUGCUCAAAGACCAGCUCGAUAACAUCCAGCGUCGGGUGGAGGAUGAAGUCGGAGUUGGGGUCCCACAGGGUGGAAGUGUGCUCAGUUCCCCCUUCCUGAAGGGCUUUUUGGCUGGGUAUGUGGUGGCGAAGCUCCGCUCCUCUGCGGUCCUGGGAGUUCUUGUAGGAACCUGCACAGGCAUCUAUGCUGCUCAGAGCUAUCAAGUGCCUAACGUUGAGCAGACUAUAAAAAACUACUUCAGCUCAUUUAAGAAGAGAUAGAGGGAGCCAAUAAAACAAUUUCAGAAAUGGUGCCUCAUCCAGAAACAUAAACGAACCUCAGCUGAGAUCCACUCAUCAGACCACAUAGAAUAACUGGAUGUAUUUAGAUGAUACUUUGGUUAGCAAUUUUAGGCUUUGUUUCUAUUUAAAGUGGGUUAGGUCGGUGCUGUUACAACAGCUUUUUUUGAAAGACACUAUGCACCUAAAUUCCUUAAAAUGGUACAGAUGUCCAAAGUGUUAUUUAUCAGUUCUUAAUAUGCUCAAAAUGUCAAUGUUCUGUCAGUUAAAUGAAUAUUUUUUCCAAUGCCUUUUUUUUAAAUUGAGAUUUGCACUAAACAGGUGAACAAUCAGGCACAACACACUUUGUAAAUAAUGUCUGGCAUUGAUUCCUGUGCCUGUCAAGUGUCAGAGAUCGCUGGACUUGAGUUGCUGAAGCCUUUUAUGUAGUUGUCAGAUAAAUAAAUGUUGCACUUUACCACACUCAACCACUUCUGCUUUUAAUAAAUAUAAUGGAAGUCAGCCUUUAGAAGUGAAAUAGAAAACAGGAAGUAGUCCAAUUUGAGGAUGAAAUCUGAGUAUCAUGCAGUUGUUGUUUUUUGCAUGGAGUGGUGAGGUUUUAAAGUGUAAUCCAUAUCAUAAUACAUACUUUUUCUACAUAAAAAGUUUUAUCAAAAGAAUAGUUUUGAAAAAUAGAAAUUCUUUCCUUUGCUUUAUGUGAGUAAAGUUUUUCUUUGUCAUGGCUUCUAAUAUCAUUUCCAUCAUGUGUGAUAUAUUUUUGUGCAAAGAUUCUUUUACAUUCAUUGCAUGUUUUUCAUUGCAUGGGGUUUUUGAAAAUGUUGUAUUUUAAUGAAUAAAACUUGGGUCUAGAAAAUGUAUGGUUAAUAAUUUUAAUAGGAAAAAUAUAAGAGGAAAAAUAAACAAUUGUUGAAAGUACUGUGGAUGAAAGUACUUUUUUUUAAAAAAAAGGUCUGUAUGCUAACUAAGAUAGUAGCCUACGCUACGAUAGUGACCGAUGACGAAAUAGUACAAAGAUGGAAAUCAGGGCAGAGACAGAUUCAGGUGUUCUGCAAGCAUUUCGGCUUUAAAGUUACAGGAAUCUGUAUAAAUCAGACACGGGGCACACAAGUAGUUAGUAAUGAAUUUUAUUGUCCAUCUUUGUUAGCUAUCCUUUGUCCAAUUUCAGCUAUCCUUCUACAUAUUACUUCUCUUUCUUGAUCCAAUUUACAAAGGUUUGUUAAAAAAAGCAAUUGCAUCAAGUGAAAGUUUUUCAUAAAAGGUAAACACUGCAGAAUCUACUAUAGUCUGUAAUAAUUACCAGUACAAU
Molecule: messenger RNA, 1719 nt
Organism: Carassius carassius (crucian carp)
Lineage: Eukaryota; Metazoa; Chordata; Actinopteri; Cypriniformes; Cyprinidae
Product: SLC35A4 upstream open reading frame protein-like
Exons: 3
Coding region: 93-395 (100 amino acids)
Source: RefSeq, a predicted model, not a curated record